Telopea speciosissima is the source of this 1048-nucleotide messenger RNA. RefSeq names its product B3 domain-containing protein At4g34400-like. The record is from RefSeq and is a predicted model, not a curated record. Lineage: Eukaryota; Viridiplantae; Streptophyta; Magnoliopsida; Proteales; Proteaceae. Bases 17 to 1048 code for a protein of 343 amino acids. Gene Ontology annotation, molecular function: DNA binding. The transcript has 4 exons.
UUUCACAGAAAAGAAAAUGCGACGACGCCGGAAAAUCCAAGAAACCUCCCGUAGGCCAAGUCAGCCGGAGCAGAGACCCCAUUUUUUCAAAAUAAUUGUCAAUUCAAGUUUUGAAAGUGGAGAGCUCGUGAUCCCAAAAGAGUUCACAAGGCAAUUUGCAAUGGAAAUAGCUGAUGUUGCAGUCCUCAAGGUUCCAUCUGGGAGAAAAUGGCAAGUAGAGGUUAAGAAAGUAGAUGAUUCAGUUAGGUUCCAAAAUGGCUUGCGAGGGUUCUUGGAGUACUACUCUAUUUCUGUUGGUCACUUUCUCGUAUUCAGAUACAAUGGGAAUUCAACUUUCUUGGUAUUAAUAUUCAAUCCAAGCGCUUGCGAGAUAGAUUAUCCAACCGACAAUGAUGACGAUCGUGAAGAAUCUAACCUUCACAGUGAACGCUUGAUUCUUGUAAAGAAAGAACCAGAGGAAGAGGACUUUGUGGAAGUGGAACCCUUGGAUAUCUCUACUCCAUCCCAGUCUCUGCAUUUUUCCACAGAGGAGGUUAUUGACAAAGCUCAAGAGCUACUACAGAUUACUAGAAGGAGGAGACCAGAAAGAAGAAGUUUUUCCCGAAAACAGAGGAGAAACAGAAAUAAACAGGAAUUGAGAGAAUUGGUUGAUGGGAGUAGACCAAUUGGAGUCAAAGGUAAAGAUCCUCUUACCUUUGAUGUAGAGAAUGAAAUUGGAAUGAUUGAAGUUCCUUCCGAUGAUCCUAACAAUCAAAUAAGCAUGUCUACAUCAACAGAGUCUUCUUCACAUGAAAUGGAAGAUGAUGCUCAACAUCUCAAACCAGAUGUAGACAAUUACGUACCUUGGGUUCCACUUCCUUCUGGUGGAGUUGUAAGUCUUCAGUUCGAUGAGAGUGAACCUUCAGCACCUGCUACUCAUGAAGUUGAAUCCUACUAUUUGGAGCAAGAAUGUAGAGAAGAAAUUUCAGCUGAGAACAGUACUCCAACAGCCGAACCCAUAUUUUCCAAGAAGAUUUGCCAAAAGGUUCGUGAAAGAAGGAAUGAAUGA